Molecule: messenger RNA, 492 nt
Organism: Gekko japonicus
Lineage: Eukaryota; Metazoa; Chordata; Lepidosauria; Squamata; Gekkonidae
Gene: DPH6
Product: diphthamine biosynthesis 6
Biological process (GO): protein histidyl modification to diphthamide
Molecular function (GO): diphthine-ammonia ligase activity
Source: RefSeq, a predicted model, not a curated record
AUGAAAGUAGUGGCUUUAAUCAGUGGUGGAAAAGACAGCUGUUACAAUAUGAUGCAUUGUGUUGCUGCUGGGCACAAGAUCGUUGCCUUAGCCAAUUUAAGACCUGCUGAAAACAAAGAAGGCACAGAUGAGCUGGACAGUUACAUGUAUCAGACAGUGGGGCAUCAUGCCAUACAACUUUAUGCUGAAGCAAUGGGUUUGCCUCUUUAUCGCCGCACCAUUAAGGGUACUAGUGUGGAUAUUGGCAGGACAUAUACUAGAUGUGAAGGUGACGAAGUUGAGGACCUUUAUCAGCUUCUAAAACUUGUUAAGGGCACUACUAGGGUGACCUUGCCUGCUGAAUAUGGCGUUCUGGAUUUGUAAAACUCUCGCAUGUAUUCGGAAAUGGGCAACCGCAUUGUUUACAGGACGCCAAAUGAACUGUGCACUCAAAACAUUGAUAAACACACAUUUCCUCCUUUUAUCAGGGAGAAUACACAAUGUGAAGUAUGA